Lontra canadensis (Northern American river otter) is the source of this 781-nucleotide messenger RNA. RefSeq names its product zinc finger protein 428 (gene ZNF428). The transcript is spliced from 2 exons. Lineage: Eukaryota; Metazoa; Chordata; Mammalia; Carnivora; Mustelidae. The record is from RefSeq and is a predicted model, not a curated record. The coding region runs from base 33 to 614 and encodes 193 amino acids.
UCCGCUCCUAUCUCCCGUUCCCUCCCCUGGCCAUGACAGAGACCCGUGAGCCAGCUGAGACUGGGGGCUAUGCCAGCUUGGAAGAAGACGACGAGGACCUCUCUCCAGGCCCUGAGCAUUCCUCUGACUCUGAAUACACUCUCUCAGAGCCGGACUCCGAAGAGGAAGAAGAUGAGGAGGAGGAGGAGGAGGAGGCCACUGAUGAUCCUGAAUAUGACCCCGGCUACAAGGUGAAGCAGCGCCUGGGGGGCGGCCGGGGGGGCCCAUCCCGCCGGGCCCCCCGUGCAGCCCAGCCCCCAGGCCCCCCAGCCCAGCCCUGCCAGCUCUGUGGCCGCUCACCCCUGGGGGAGGCCCCACCGGGCACCCCGCCUUGCCGGCUCUGCUGCCCUGCUACAGCCCCCCAGGAAGCUCCAGCCCCUGAAGGCAGGGCCCUUGGGGAGGAAGAGGAGGAGCCGCCUCGGGCUGGGGAGGGCCGACCAGCUGGGAGGGAGGAGGACGAGGAUGAGGACGAGGAGGAGGAGGGCACCUACCACUGCACAGAGUGUGAGGACUCCUUCGACAACCUCGGGGAGCUGCAUGGGCACUUCAUGCUGCAUGCCCGGGGCGAGGUGUAGGCAGGGACCCCCCCCCCCCAGGGAGCUUGGCAAGAGGGGCGGGGUGGGAGGAGGGGGCUGAGGAAACGGGGGUGAUCACAGCAGUCAUGGGGGACGGGGGUACCGCCGGUCUGUGUCGUCUUAGUGGUAGAUGUGUGAAGGCCAGAAUAAAAGCCAAAUUCUGUGUG